ACCGCGAGAACUGCGAGGCGACCUUGCGGCAAGGGAGGCAAGAUGGCGGCGCUAGCUGUCGUCGAGACGCCGUCGGGGAAGGACGCAAUUGCAGAAGGUCUCUUGCAGCUGUUAAAACCAGCGGUUCAGCAGCUUGAUCUACAUGUGCAUUCAGUGAGAGAGAGUCAAGUGGAACUUAGAGAACAUAUUGACAACUUGGCAGCAGAGUUAUGCAGAAUUAAUGAACACCAGAAGGUGGCCCUUGAUUUAGAUCCGUAUGUUAAGAAACUGCUUAAUGCAAGACGUAGAGUGGUUCUGGUCAACAACAUACUGCAGAAUGCUCAAGAGCGCUUACGGCGGUUGAACCAUAAUGUAGCUAAGGAGACUGCUCGCAGAAAAACUAUGCUUGAAACAUCCGGAGCGUUUUCCACUCGGCCUCCCAGCAAGCCGUGAUGGUCUGAACUGAACAUUGACCUGAAUCAUUACACUGAACCAAAUCAUAUCACUGAACUGAAACGCUGGUACACUGUGCCAAGUGCCACACAGUGCUAUUGUAACUGGUCAGAGCCAUUAUGUGGGCUAUGCACAGCAACAGCUGAUGUGGGGUACUGUUUAUUAGAUUAUCUGCUCCUUUUUUAACAAAUGGAUGUUAAAAAUGUAAAAUCAUGAGUAGGUAAUAUUUAAGAAAGCAUGAACCUCAGCAUUAAUAAGCUUUAAGUAUAAAAAAAUGAAACGUGUUACUAGACUUCAUAACUAACAAUGUCCAAAUAGAUUGAAAACUUGGGCAAGCUGUGAAGAACAAAGGCAAGAAAUAUUACUAAAUCAUGGAAGGUUUCAGUGUGAUUUCAGUUUGGAAAAUGCUAAUAUAUUGCUUUGUAAACAUGGUUUGUUAAUGCUGAAGUUCAGGGUUUGUUAAUGUUAAGUAGUGCCAUCAAUAAUAGGUGUUUUAGUUAAGUGUAAUCUAACCUUAGUGUGAACUGUUGUCAAGUAAUACUAUGUCCACACUAAUGGUUUUGGCAUUGCUUUUGAUGUGGACGUAGCAUUAAUUCUAAUUCAUAUAUGUGAAGAAAGACCAAAAGAUCUGUAAAAAGACUUCAGUUCUGAAAUAAUUACAUUGUUACUUUGGUUUUUUUAAUAUCAUUUUGUCAUUCUUUGUCUUUACGAUUUAGGCUGCUUUCAUAUCAGAUCAUUUUAGUAGUGUUCCAUGACCCUGAUCCUUUCUAAAAUGCCACUGAAAUGCAAACAUCCUAUUUCCUACUGAAGAAUUGGUCCAUGGAAUUCUAAACCAGCAUUCCAGACAUUUAAGACACAGUAGAUUCAGUUUCAUGGGAAUGCUGUCAGCUGAAAAAAAUUAAAAAUCGCAGCUUGCACCUCACACACGUUCCCCAAGGCUAGUUGGUUUAUGUGUGGUAAAAUUCAAACAUUCACACAAAUGCUUAAGGGAACCUUAGUUCACAUGUGCAAAAUACAUUUGAAAUAUAUGUACCGUUAUCUCUGACUUUAUCUCUAUCCUGUUCUCAUGUCUGAGAAAUAUGUGUAUUUAAAAUGAUUUAAUUAAAAGCAUUAAAAUUACAGAGAAAUAAAAUACGUUUGUCACAGUUGGAACUGA
Molecule: messenger RNA, 1588 nt
Organism: Electrophorus electricus (electric eel)
Lineage: Eukaryota; Metazoa; Chordata; Actinopteri; Gymnotiformes; Gymnotidae
Gene: snapin
Product: SNAP associated protein
Biological process (GO): regulation of synaptic vesicle exocytosis; lysosome localization; intracellular protein transport
Cellular component (GO): BLOC-1 complex; BORC complex; synaptic vesicle
Molecular function (GO): SNARE binding
Source: RefSeq, a predicted model, not a curated record